Messenger RNA from Chlorella variabilis, 264 nucleotides. RefSeq lists its product as hypothetical. Gene Ontology annotation, biological process: mitochondrial respiratory chain complex IV assembly. The transcript is spliced from 4 exons. The record is from RefSeq and is a predicted model, not a curated record. Gene Ontology annotation, cellular component: mitochondrial inner membrane. NCBI's taxonomy places the organism in Eukaryota, Viridiplantae, Chlorophyta, Trebouxiophyceae, Chlorellales, Chlorellaceae. The coding region runs from base 1 to 264 and encodes 87 amino acids.
AUGGCGGCUGAGCAGUCGACGGUGGCCGCGGUGACGGACUUUGUGCUGAAUAAUAAGCUCAAGACGGUGCUGUAUACAUGGGGAGCUGGCAUCACCACUUGCUUCGCAUACCAGUGGACCAGGCCAAUACCCACCUCCCUGAAGAUCAUCCAUACUCGCGUGUACGCGCAGGCGCUGACGCUGGCGGCGCUGGGGGCCGUGGCGGGGGUCGAGAUGUAUGCUGCCUCGACACAGGGUGCCAAGGAGAAGGACGAUAGCUACUGA